AUGGCUGAAGGAAGUACGGCUGUGUUUGACAGGGCGCUAAAGGAAGUUCGUCGCAACAGUGUCGCCGUGGAAACUGUUCCGCAUGCGAUAGAUCUGCUCAAUGUCCUAGAGAUUCGUGAUCUCUUGGAUUCAACUGCUGACUCUGCUAAUGAGGAUGUUGCUUACCGUUCCUUUUACCAAAUGCUGCCAGGUGCACUCGACCGAUGGCGGCUCACCAUAGAAGAACAGCUCUCGACGCUUCACCCGCUAAGCGAUUCAGACUCAGUACCCCCACAAAACUGGCUGAAACUUGCGAAGACGAUGUUCAAGUGCACCGAGUGUGACCGUAUCCGAUUCUGGCCUGAAGUUGCAGCGCAUAUGCAUCAUUGCCCUAAAGCUGAGAAAUACCUCUAUCAUCUGCCGCGACAUCCGUCCGGGACACUUCACUCUGUGGUAGGCUCUUCAUACGAGACUGCUAUGUGCAGCUACUUCUUUCCGCGCAAGGCGUGGAGCACGAAGUCACUCCAGCUGUGUGAUGAUCGUGCGUCCACAAUGCUCAAGGCAUACGGAAUGGAUCCGGACACCGUAACUUGUGCCAACAUGGAUAAGCUCGAUGCAAGGUUCGCGUGCGGCACGUGUAGUGAGCCCGGAAAGAGUUUGGUGGUCAUGGGGUGGCGUGCAGCGAUGUACCAUUGCAUGACGCAACAUCUGUAUUGCGAGCCUGAAUGGCAACAAGUGAGUACCGCUCAAGCGCAGGAGGUAAGGAAGCUCGAGAAGCUCCGUGAGGAAAAAUUUCUUCGAUUAUAUGAGCACUUCACACGCUGGGUUUCUGGUUUCUGCGCGUGUGGAUUACAUAUCAGGUGUGGCUUAAACCCAGCCACUGACGAGACCACAGUGUCAGGCCAUGUGCGCGUUCAACACAACGACAGGUACACCGUUCCUGGAGUGCUUCCAUCCGAAUUCUAUCAAGACCGCGAUCGACUUCCGUUUAUGCCACCUGCAGUCUCCCUUUUCAUAGGAGACAGUGAAGCUCUCUAG
Messenger RNA from Sparassis crispa, 1017 nucleotides. RefSeq lists its product as hypothetical. The transcript is spliced from 3 exons. The coding region runs from base 1 to 1017 and encodes 338 amino acids. NCBI's taxonomy places the organism in Eukaryota, Fungi, Basidiomycota, Agaricomycetes, Polyporales, Sparassidaceae. The record is from RefSeq and is a predicted model, not a curated record.